Trichoderma gamsii is the source of this 1587-nucleotide messenger RNA. RefSeq lists its product as hypothetical. NCBI's taxonomy places the organism in Eukaryota, Fungi, Ascomycota, Sordariomycetes, Hypocreales, Hypocreaceae. The transcript has 3 exons. Gene Ontology annotation, biological process: protein ubiquitination; ubiquitin-dependent protein catabolic process. Bases 1 to 1587 code for a protein of 528 amino acids. Gene Ontology annotation, molecular function: zinc ion binding; ubiquitin protein ligase activity. The record is from RefSeq and is a predicted model, not a curated record. Gene Ontology annotation, cellular component: nucleus.
AUGCCUUCCCUUGUCUCCGAAUUCAUCAUCAACCCUGUGCUGCGACAGGCCCGGCGCUUUUCUGAGAUCUCCCGUGCAACGCCACCGGUAGCCGGACAGGAAGACACGCCCGUGGCCCAGGCGGAUGCUGUCCACGAUUCGGAUGAAGCCGAGGAUGUCGUGCAGCAAGGACCCAAUCUCCCGCUUGAACGGCAGCGGUCACGGCCUCUGAGCACUUCCACCCAGGAAACAAUUGUUGAGGAGGCCGCCGUUGAGCCGGUGACACCCAAUGGACCGCUGCUCGAUCAUCUGGGCUUCCCCAUAACGCCGCCCAGAAAUGCACCAGCCAAGAAGGGCGGGCCCAUUCCGGAAGACGAUGGCAUGAGAGAGCUGCGGACCCGCAUCCAGGAGAUCAACUGCCGGGAUAUCUCAUCUGGCGAAAAGGCAAGGCUCAUUCACGAUACCCUACUAGAGGGCUAUCGUGCGUCCAUGGCCACGGCCACGUCCUUGGGCAAAGGCGACUCGGACGAUGGAUCAAUUGGCCAUGUAUGGGAGCCGGCCAGCCCGACCGGGCCUCUCGAAGCCUUCAAGUACUGGCAAAAUCAGGUGAUGGGCGAGCCAUCAGUUAAAGAGACGUUUGUCUUGAGCGAAAGUGACAUCGCCCCAACAUAUGCCCCUAUCCGGCACUCAAGAACACCAAGCGUAACAACACCAACGCACUCGGCUGCUUCGCUUACUGAAACUCGAGGUCCACUGGGAUGUGAGCACUACGAGCGGAACGUGAAGCUGCAGUGUUCCACCUGCAAAAAGUGGUAUACUUGUCGGUUCUGCCACGAUGCGAACGAGGAUCACACGCUGAUCCGCAAGGACACAAAGAACAUGCUCUGCAUGCUUUGUGCCACACCUCAGAAAGCAUCUGAUGUAUGCAACAACUGCGGUGAGGUGACGGCCCAGUAUUACUGCAAUAUUUGUAAGCUUUGGGAAAACCGCCCCAACAAGCCCAUCUAUCACUGCAAUGACUGUGGAAUAUGUCGCCGAGGUAUGGGACUUGGGAAGGAUUUCUUCCACUGUAAGACGUGCCGGGCGUGCAUCACUACAUCGAUUGAGAGCUCGCACAAAUGUAUCGAGCGAUCGACUGACUGUAAUUGCCCGAUUUGCGGAGAAUACAUGUUUACGUCACCGAAACGGGUAGUGUUCAUGGUAUGCGGCCAUAGUAUACAUAAAAAGUGCUAUGAGCAGCACUUGAGAUCGUCGUACAAAUGCCCGCUUUGCAGCAAAAGCCUCGUCAACAUGGAAACGCAGUUCCGCAACUUGGAGCUUGCCAUUAUGAGCCAGCCCAUGCCACCAGAGUUUCAGGACACAAAAGCCAAGAUUCUCUGUAACGAUUGUUCUGCCAGAAGCACUGUGGCAUACCAUUGGUUGGGCCUCAAAUGCUCAAUUUGUCGGUCUUAUAAUACGGUAGAGCUGCAGAUAAUGGGCCGCAACCUCGAGGAGCUCCAGGCUGCUGCUGGUGACCAGCCUCCGAUUGCAGAAGAAAUCGACUCAGCAGAGGUCGCCGUAAUAGACGGCGACAUUCUUCCAAUGCACCCGAGCCCCCGUCACGCAUAA